AGAUCGGUGAGUAACCGAACGGUUAAUUCAUCUUUAUUACUACAAGAAAAUAAAUAAAACUUCUCUACAUACGGUUCGGAUGUUGACCAGGCCGACAUCUUUGAUCUGGUAGAGAGAGAAAUUCUGGAGACGGUACUCGAUCAUCCAAUGGACUCAAAAAUGAAUUGUGAACCAAAAAUGAAAUUAUAUCAGGUUUUAUAGGUCCCGCCAAGUCCCGUCCCGCCGGGUCCCGCCUCCGGGAAGGUGACGACCUUGGAGAACACGGUGAACACGGUGCGCGCCAAAAACCAAAACGUUGCUCGCGACAUGUCGUGUCUUUUUUGGUUCGGGUUUGGAAUCUUUCCAUUGACAUAAGUCAAUUAGUUUUCCAUCUAUGUCCGUAAUCGAAAGGUCCAUGAGGUGUAGAAUUUUUCUAGCUUUCCUCUCGUAUAAUUCUUUUCGACAUACAACAAUUCUUUCUCGAACUUUUAGCUGCUGGAAUACCGGAUUCAUCUUGACCUCAGAUGCACAGAUCAUGCAUCCAUGCAUUGACGUCACAGUACAUCAUUGCAGCACUGAUUUCACUGUGAAGUGUGGAACAUGGGUCAAUGCGCGAUAAAAGGAUGAAUGUGAUUUCAGCGGGAAGUGCGCUAAUUGGUCACAUGUUUUCAGCGGGAAGUGCGGUAAGUGGUUAAUUGUUUCCAGCGGGAGAUGAGUGGAUUGGUUAAUUGAAAAACAACCAGUUAUUCCGAAUUCAACUAUUACGAAAACCCUAUAAAAAUAGAUCCUCGGUACCUUGUCAAGCCAUUGUGUGGUUGUCCGCCACCACCCCUGCUCAGGAUGGAACCCAUUCGGAAGAAACCUCGUCAGUCUUUUGAUGUAGUGAGAUCAUCUGAUCUGUUGCAAUUCUUUAGUUAUUGUCCUGAUCAAGAGUUUGCAGAUGUACUAAAGUUUUUCUCUCAUGUUCUACCGUCGCUGGAGCUGCUUCUUGAAGAGAAUAUUGAGCAAUGGGGUCAGUACAAGUGUUCUUUGGUAGUUCAGGUGGUGAUGCAGAAGCUGAAUCCUGCUACAGGACAAAUGGUUUCCAACACAUUCUUCUUCCGAUCGAGUACAACGCUGGUGCUCAACACCAUGGAGCUGAGGGACCUUCUCAGUAGGAUGAUUGCUCAGAUCAACGCUCGUCUUGAUGAUUUCGUUCGUCAUGGAUCAGGUUGGGUAGUUGAACGGAUUUCCUGUUUACACAUCGAAAUGUCACGCUACUGUGUACUUGGAGGAAGUUCGUACAUCCCCUUGCCACCGGAGUUGAAGUCGAAGAAGGCCAUUGUUAACGUGCAGAACACUGACAACAAGUGUUUACUGUAAGUAUAGCAGUGGGGUUUCAGUGUGGUGAUACGGUGUAUGGAUUGAACUGUAUGACGCCUGUCCAUGUCUUAUGUCAUCCGUACUUUAGAUGGUCAAUACUGGCUGCUAAAUUUUCGGCAGACAAGUCUCAUCCAUGUCGUCAAUCGUCGUACGCAGAACAUGCGGAUACUGUGGAUGUGAGCGGCAUCGAGUUUCCAGCAAAACUGGAAGACAUACCAGUCAUCGAAAGACUGAACGACGGUCUUUACAUCAACGUCUUCGGAUAUGAAGAGAAAGUCAUAUAUCCGUUAAGAAUUUCUCAGCAUCCGCAGUCCGCCAUCAAUGUAUUGCUCAUCCAAGACGAACGCAAUGACGUGGAGGUGCAGCACUGGGUGUGGAUAAAAUCAUUCAGUCGUCUUGUUGCUACUGGAGCACGUCGAGCACAUUUCGUCUGCUUCAGAUGUCUCUCAACACACGUCACGGAGAAGGCAUUGAAUAAUCAUAUGAUGUACUGCAGUGAACAUCCUGAAGCCACGGUGAAGAUGCCAAAGGCUGGCGAUAGAGUGAUGUUCAGGAAUGUGAACAAGCAGCUUCAAGCCCCAUUUGUGAUCUAUGCCGAUUGUGAGGCCUUCAUAGAACCUCUGUCCGCUGACAAGAAAAUCGGUCAUUCGACAUUCCAAAAGAACAAGCAUGUAGCCUGUUCCUGUUCGUACAUUGUAGUACGAUCUGAUGGCGUCGUCACGAACCGUUUCUUCUACCGUGGAGAAGAUUCUAUGUUCUGUUUUCUGCUGUCACUUGAGCAAGAGGAGGAGACUAUCCGUGAUGAGCUUCUAGCAUGUAAUGCUGGUCAAAUGAUCAUUUCAGAAAGUCAGCAACGUGAAUUUGAAACGGUAGUCUCCUGUUGGAUCUGUGGUGAAGCGUUGGGUAGCGAUCGUGUACGUGACCACUGUCACAUCACCGGUGCUUACCGUGGUGCAGCACACAACCAUUGUAACCUGAACAUGCGGAUUGAGCCGUUCAAGAUCAAGAUUCCUGUGAUCUUUCAUAACUUGAAGGGAUACGAUUCUCAUCACAUCAUAUCUGCCAUUGGGAGAACGUCCACUGAUGAGAUUACGUAUGUGAACGAGAAAGGACAAGAACGGACCAAGCGUCUCGGUGCUAUCAAAGUGAUUCCCAUCAACAGUGAAAAAUAUGUCACAUUCGGAUGGAGACAGUUCCAGUUCAUCGACAGCCUGGCAUUCUUGAACACCUCCCUAGACCGGUUGGUUUCGGCCACACCACCAGAUGCAUUCGCCCUUCUAUCCGCACGAUUUCCAGACGAGGAUGAACGCAAACUGUUGACACGAAAGGGUGUCUACCCGUAUGAAUAUAUGGGGUCGUACGACCAAUUCGAAGAAACGCGUCUACCACCCAAGGAUGCAUUCCACUCAACGCUAACGAACACGGGUAUCAGUGAUGAAGACUAUGCCUAUGCGCAAACAGUAUGGACUGUGUUUGACUGUGAAGAUCUAGGAGACUAUCACGACCUCUACCUGGAGACUGAUGUGCUGCUGUUGGCUGACGUUUUCGAAAACUUCAGAAGAACUGCUCACGCAACCUAUGGAUUGGAUCCCGCUAAUUACCUCACCUUACCGGGAUUUGCCUGGGAUUCGCUGAUGAAAAUGACGAAGGUGUCCCUUCAUCUCAUUUCCGACAUUGACAUGUUCAACUUCAUUGAGCAUGGCAAAAGAGGUGGCAUAAGCAUGGUGUCCGCUAGACACGCCACCGCCAACAACAGAUAUCUAUCGGAGUACAAUCCAGACGAGCCGUCAAGCUUCAUCCAAUAUUUAGAUGCGAACAAUCUAUAUGGAUGGGCCAUGUCUCAACCCUUGCCCGUGUCGGACUUCUGCUUUGAAGCAGUGACGGAUGAUCUUCUGGAGACGGUACUCGAUCAUCCAAUGGACUCUUCGACGGGAUACAUGGUGGAGUGCGAUUUAAGGAUUCCAGAUGGUGUGCAUGACAUGAUGAAUGACUAUCCGUUGGCUCCUGAGAAGAUGAAGGUGACACGAGAUAUGCUUUCUCCAUAUCAGACCCACAUGGCAGAGAAACUAAUGGUGACCGGUUUGGAAGCGAAGAAACUGGUACCAAAUCUACUACCGAAAGAGCACUAUGUUCUGCACUACAGAAACUUGCAGCAGUAUGUGUCCUUGGGUGUGGAGAUUACAGAUGUGCAUCGUGUGCUCUCCUUCACACAACAUCCAUGGAUGAAGCCAUACAUCGACACUAAUACUGACCUGAGAAAGCUAUCAACUUCUGAUUUCGAGAAAGACUUCUAUAAGUUGAUGAACAAUGCUGUAUAUGGCAAGACCAUGGAAAACGUUCGAAACAGAGUAAACAUCAAGCUCAUUCGUGAACAGGAUGAAAAACCACGUCUCCAGAAAAGCAUCAACAAACCUUCGUACAUCCGCAGUGUAGCCUUUGAGAACGAUCUGAUAGCAAUCGAGUUUGCCAAGACAAAGGUGACUCUCAAUAAACCCAUUUAUGUGGGUACAGCCAUCCUCGAUCUGUCGAAGCACUUGAUGUAUUCCUUUUACUAUGAAGUUCUCCUACCCCGCUAUGGACAAAAUGUACGUUUGCUCUACACUGAUACUGAUAGUCUGAUCGUACAUAUUCAAACGGAUGAUCUGUACACCGAUAUGUCAAACAACAUAACAGCCUAUGACACAUCCAACUAUUCACCAUCCCACCACCUGUACAGCACGGUCAACAAGAAGGUGGUAGGGAAGUUCAAGGACGAACUAGGUGGCAAACCCAUCAAGGAGUUCAUUGGUUUGCGGAGCAAGAUGUACGCAUACCGCUGUGAAGACAACGACGACAAUGGCAAGCGUGCCAAAGGUGUGCAGAGAAGCGUGUUGAAAAACACCAUAACCGUCGAUGAUUAUCGAACAUGUCUCGUCGAGGAGUCUCAGCUGAAGAGAACAAUGAAUGUUCUUCGAAGUCGACGACAUUGCAUUCACGGAGAGGAGCUACACAAGAUUGCCCUCUGUGGAUUCGACAGUAAGCGUUACAUUCUGGAGGAUGGUAUCAACACCCUGGCAUUCGGACACAAGGAUAUUCCAAAGCACUGAGGGAUUUCCACACAUACUAGAGCAUAUGUCAUAUCUUCUCAUGAAAUACAUUGUAAAUACUAUGCGAUUCAUAAUAUUCACGUUAAUCCAAAGCAUGAGCUACAUUGUACAUAUGAAAUGCUAAUACUUUUUGAGAUCAUUCACAUCCUUCUUUGUUAACCAGGUAUGGAAUUUUUCGUCUUGAUAA
Molecule: messenger RNA, 4614 nt
Organism: Sycon ciliatum
Lineage: Eukaryota; Metazoa; Porifera; Calcarea; Leucosolenida; Sycettidae
Exons: 6
Coding region: 1392-4427 (1011 amino acids)
Molecular function (GO): nucleic acid binding; nucleotide binding
Source: RefSeq, a predicted model, not a curated record